Messenger RNA from Nezara viridula (southern green stink bug), 286 nucleotides. Lineage: Eukaryota; Metazoa; Arthropoda; Insecta; Hemiptera; Pentatomidae. The record is from the annotation of a GenBank genome assembly.
CUGAGAAGUUAUCUGAUAUGUACCUUCGCUAUGUAUAGCAUAUCCAGAAGUUAUAUUUGUUGAAAACUAUUUGCUACUGCUUGAACUGGCUACACAUGUAUAAGCAUACCAAACAAGAAAUUUCGUACAAAAUUAUCUUAUAUAAACACAAGCAUAUUUGUACAAGAAAAUUGAUCAUGCUUGCUCAAGUAAGUGAAGACAUACAGAUAUUACAUAAAACAUCCAGAAAGUCUAAAGAUAAAUGACAAGUCAAAAUGAAGCGGGAGCUCAAAUAUGGUUAAGAUGG